AUGGCAGGUUCAGCAUUGAGAAGAUUGAUGGCAGAGUAUAAACAACUAACACUGAAUCCACCUGAAGGAAUUAUUGCUGGUCCUAUUAACGAGGAAAAUUUUUUUGAAGCUUUAAUCACUGGACCUGAAGGAACCUGUUUUGAAGGUGGAGUAUUUCCAGCUAAAUUGAUCUUUCCACCGGAUUAUCCACUAAGCCCUCCAAAAAUGCAAUUCACCUGUGAAAUGUUUCACCCCAAUAUAUACGCUGAUGGUAGAGUAUGUAUAUCCAUUCUUCAUGAUCCAGGAGAUGAUCCAAUGGGAUAUGAAUCUAGUGCAGAGCGUUGGAGUCCGGUGCAAAGUGUGGAAAAAAUUCUCUUGUCUGUGGUCAGCAUGUUGGCUGAGCCCAAUGAUGAAAGUGGAGCAAAUGUGGAUGCUGCCAAGAUGUGGAGAGAAGAUAGAGCAGAGUUCAACAGAAUUGCUGAGCGAAUUGUACGCAAGACACUUGGAAUUCUAACUCCGUAA
Gryllus bimaculatus (two-spotted cricket) is the source of this 501-nucleotide messenger RNA. NCBI's taxonomy places the organism in Eukaryota, Metazoa, Arthropoda, Insecta, Orthoptera, Gryllidae. The record is from the annotation of a GenBank genome assembly.